CUACAGGGGUGCGCGCGUCGCUACCCCACACUCGCGUGUGUAAGCCUCUUCGGAAAUGAAAGUGAGCGUGGUAACUUCUGUGCUUCGGGUUUCAGUUAUGUGUGUGAAGUGAACAUGAAAAUGGUAGUGGUUUUGUUAUUGGGGAUGUUUCUGGCUCGAACUGUGUCGCACACAAUAACCUCGCUAGAGGUCCCGCGGUGGACAGACCCCAACAAGGAGGCGGAGCUCCGGUGCCAGUACUCUCGGCAACACAACGACCCCGCGUUGCACUCCGUCAAGUGGUACCGCGGUACGCACGAGAUCUUCCGAUACACCCCGCACGAGUACGAAAGCACGCAAACCUUCAACGAAUCCGUGACCAACAGUUCGUGCAAUCUGGAGGAGUGCACGAUCGUGGUCCGGCCCGAGCGGGGCACGGCCAAAUAUACGUGUGAGGUGUCCAGUGAGGGGCCUCGGUUCGCCGUGGACCGGCGGGCUGCCAACAUGACGCUAGCUGUACUACCAGAGUACGACCCAUUAAUUACGGGUCUACCAACGCUGGUGCAAACAGGCGAGCAGGCGCUGAUCAACUGCACGUCAGACUAUUCGCUGCCUGCCGCUACGAUAGAUUGGUUCGUGGAUUCCGAACCACAAGAGGACCCCCUAAUAACGCACCCAACACACAUAUCCGGGCCCGACAGCGAAGGCCUGCGCGCAUCAUGGCGGACACUGCGCAUAUACCCCGACGACUACGAAACACACCGGGGCUACCUCGCGCUGCGGUGUCGCGCGACGGUACCCACGCGCCCACCGAAUAUUAGGGCUAUGUCGGUGCGCCUGUAUGUAGCUACACGCCCGCAUAUAUCGACGUACAUGUUUAGUAAGAAUAGUAAGUGUUUUUUAUUCUUCUUCUUUUCAUCCUGUUACCCCUGCGGUGGGGCUUGGACAAUUUUCUUUCACUAACUCCGAUCCUGGGUAGCUUGGGUAACCUCUUCCCACCCCAUCUCAAAUACACCCAACUUCUUUUCCACGGAACGGCGCCAAGUAAAUUUAGGGCGAUCAUGUUUUAUUAGAGUAGCAAUUUUUUAUUAGUUUUAUAAAACCCGUAGAUGCGUAGAUCCGUGGGUCGGAUCAAAAACCAGAUAUCACGGAAAGUGUUGUGGCGCGGUGACUUAUAUCUCUGCAACUAUUAUACCUAUAUGUAGUAAUGAUAUCGAUGUUUAGAAAAAAAGUAGCCAGUACUUAUGAAUGUACAACUGACAUAUGAUAUUGAUCUCGCUCUAGAUACGACACAUUCGGGAUUACCCCUUUGCGCCGUGUUUAUUAAGUGAUGACGGAGAGUGGUGUGAUUUGAUUGAUAUUACUCAGAUUUAAAUGAAAUAACGCAAAAAUAAAAUACCUGGCAUUAUAACAAGCUGUAAAAAGAACUGUGGGAUUUUCCAAAUAAACUGCACUGGUAUGAGGCCGCCGUGUGCGAUAAUACCGUUUCUUUGAGAAAUAUCGGAUAAGGAAAGAAUAAUUUGUAAUCAAACAUUACUGUUGGCUCACAUAUUCGAGGACACCAGCCGCCAGAAAUUAGAUUAACAUCCAUUAUUCGUAAUUAGCAUUACUACCCGAAAAUAUAAUCAAAAUAAUUUCAUACCAUGUCUUUGACAAAUAUCUGAUACGGAAAAAAUAAUGUAAUCAAACAUUACUAUGCUGGCUCACAUAUUCGAGGACUAGCCUCCAGAAAUGAGAUUAACAUCCUUUUUAAUUUGCGGAAACAUAUUACCCCGGAAACAUAUUUUCCGCUCUGAAGAUACAAUAUUAUAAUGUGUUACGAGUAAUAUGGGAGAUAAUGCAUUACAUUAGUACGAGUACAUUGUGCAACGAGGGGGGUAAGU
Messenger RNA from Cydia pomonella (codling moth), 1862 nucleotides. RefSeq lists its product as uncharacterized. The record is from RefSeq and is a predicted model, not a curated record. The transcript is spliced from 5 exons. Lineage: Eukaryota; Metazoa; Arthropoda; Insecta; Lepidoptera; Tortricidae. The coding region runs from base 115 to 942 and encodes 275 amino acids.